CGCGAAUUCCUAUUACAUCAUCGAAACGAUGUUCGCGCUGGUUCGUUUUUUAAAAGAAUUUGAUCAGAAGGGGUACGUGGUUCCGGUGCGGUGCAUUAAGGACUUUCAUCCGGUGAACGAAAAUGACUUCGAUAAGAACGGAGUAUACACGACGUUCUGGGAGGACAAUGAAAACUCCGAGAACACUGGAUCGUAUCCUUCGCAAGUGCUGCUUCUGGCAAAUUCCGAAGAAGAACUGCAAGCGAAGAGGGCAUCCAGAAGGGUGCGCAAGGCCGUAAUCCACCCUUCAGAUCUUGAAACUGGAGAAGGAAGUGAGCAUGAGGCAUCUGCUUCUCAGAAGCAAACAUCCAAACAGGACUGUCGUAACUAUUUACAGGAGAAGAAAAGGCAGAAAGUGCACCAGUUGGCAUCUAAGAGCUCUGCCUAUCAAAGCAUCCUUCAAGAGCAUCUGGAAAACUCUAGGAAAAAAAAUGAAGCCGCCUGUGCCGUCCGGGUCUCUACAAAACGACGUCGUCCUGCAACUGAAUCGGACAGCGACAGUGAUGACUAUGUCGUUUCUGCGUCAGAGCUGAAGCGUGCCAGAAGCGAGGCGAGGUACUGGCGCCACCGCUGUGAGGAAGCCAUCAAAGAGAAGGCCCAACUCACCAACAUCAUAGAAUCUAUGAAUGGGACUAUCGCUAGCAAGCUGACAGCCAUUGAGGAGAAACUGGAGUCAAGAAGGCCUAUUCAGCUGCCAGAAGUGCAGGCAGUUCGUCCAGAUUCCCAGCAAGAAGAUCCAUGGAUUCCAAGAUUAAACAGUGGCUGCAUACCACAUCAACACGUCCCGGAGACAAGUGUGCAGAGAGCACGAGCAACACCUCCCAAUCUUCCAGCAAGCUUGGCCAGAGGACCCCCAGAAGUGCCCAACACUGAGCAGCUAGAUUCGCCCCCAAGGGAUCCCCCAAGUAUCCUCCCAACAGAUGACCAGCCCAAGAGCUUCCAAAGAGCCACCUCGGGAUCCCCAUCAGCCACAGUGGAUGACCCUCAGGCUGCGGGUCAUGCUCCUUUUACUGACGUCGGUGGUGGCAGGUUCCACUUGAAAAGGGGCCUGACGGUUGGCAGCAAGCAAGCAAAGAAAGCCUUGGGACAGACGAAGCCAGCGCUAGUAGCAAAGGACAUAUCACAAGCAAUUUGGGGUCGUCAGGGGCUGUCUGAGCGAACCUAUGGGGGUAAAUUAGCCCCAAAAGACUAUUACAAGUCUGGUGCCACUGCAAGGAAGGAGAUGACCCCUGAAAAAGUGGCCCUGGUGAUUGAGACAGUGACAUACUGGGGAUCCCGAACAGGAAUAUCUGUGACACACGCCCUCAAGAACAUGUCAACUAUUCUGUCGCAAAAAAUCCAAGAUGUGCGCAAGAGCAUGAGGCGUUUGGACAUGUGAAUUGAGCAGAGGCGGGGAUUUAAAACAGCUUUUUGUGAGUUAAGGCUCGUUCACACUCUUGCAACCGAGUACGACUGAGAGAGACAAGACCGGUUUUUAAUCCUCUUGCGACUUCUUAGGACCAGGCGCGCUGCUGCGGAGCUGGUACUAAGAAGUUGCAAGAGGAUUAAAACCGGUCUUGUCUCUCUCGGUCGUACUCAGUUGCAAGAGUGUGAACCAGCCUUUAGGAGUAGGAAUGCAAUUGUGCUGUAAGAGCUACAAAAAAUGCAAACCUUUCAGUUCAGAGCACUGUUCGCCCAUGCCUAGUUAGGGGGUCUCUACGGAAGAUGCAAUAUGAACAAGGAUAGAGAUAAAUGGGAAUAUUGAAGGUUUACCCCUGCACAUAUCAGUUAAACCUAGAACACCUUUUUUUUUUUAAUUCUGCCAUAUGUGAAAAAAAUGUGUAUUACGCCGCUUUUCUUUGGCAUGUACAGUUGGAAACAAAAGUUUCCGGACCACAGGAGCUGUGGCAGAUUUGCAUUGUUGCGCCCUCUGAUGACUCGGCACCUGGCGUCGAGACCGGCGCUUAGCGCAUGCGCAUCCUGCGAUGCUUGCAGGGAUGCCGGUUUCCUCGUCUGCAACUCCCGCGCUCCGAUUGUUGACAACCUGUCACAUGAUGCUGCUUCAGAAGCAGCAGUGGUAAGAGGUGCCCGUGAAU
Molecule: messenger RNA, 2114 nt
Organism: Ixodes scapularis (black-legged tick)
Lineage: Eukaryota; Metazoa; Arthropoda; Arachnida; Ixodida; Ixodidae
Exons: 10
Coding region: 29-1417 (462 amino acids)
Biological process (GO): negative regulation of DNA-templated transcription
Molecular function (GO): DNA binding
Source: RefSeq, a predicted model, not a curated record